AUGCUGCUUUCAAUCUCCUUAAUGCUGAGGAGAUUCCUGCAGCCGCUACAGGAAGAUAAUGCUUUAACAGGGAACCUUGGUGCUGCCAGUGACAACUCUCUUCAGCCUACCACACCAUCUCAACCCAAGGCCACUGAGAGGCUUCCAGACCUCAACCAGAAGGUUCUACACAUCUCGCAUUCACUCUCCAGAAUCCCAGUACUGGAGGAAGAAGGCCAUCUGCAAUGGGAAGAGUCAAGGACUGCAUGUAGCUCCAACAUCUCAGCAGAGCGGGGAGGCUACUGUUCCUCCCAUCCGGAAGCUACUGCAUCCCAUCCGCAACAAGAGGGAUCAAACCUGUGUGGUGAAAGACAUCUACCUCCACUUCACCAAGCCAUUGAAGGCAGUCCAUGGAGCCAAAAUAGUCGCCAAGAUGCCACUGCCUCCCAUUAGAGCCAGAGUGCCAAACAAUGAUGCCAAGAAGGAUCCAUUCCAGCCAGUCAGACCAGAGGGCAGCCCUCGUCCUGCUGCUUCAAAGUUCAGAAGGCAGGUUGUGAAGAAACACAUUCAGUUCAAGACCCUAACUGUACAGGAUCUAUCACCAUGCCCCGAUGAGAUGGUAUGGGUUGUCUUCAAUUCGGAGGCUGAGCAGGUGAUGGCAUAUCUGAAGGCCAAGCUGAUCAGUGUCACCCAGGAAUUAAACCUGAUCAAGGGUGUGGCCAAGAUGGAUGCUCAGGCUUUGGAGGAGAAAAAUGCAAAGGAACAAGGUGAAGAAGUACAUCUGGGAGAUCUGCCUGAUGAAGGUGGAUACUGA
Molecule: messenger RNA, 793 nt
Organism: Coregonus sp. 'balchen'
Lineage: Eukaryota; Metazoa; Chordata; Actinopteri; Salmoniformes; Salmonidae
Source: the annotation of a GenBank genome assembly